This is a messenger RNA of Salvia miltiorrhiza (redroot sage), 1443 nucleotides long. Its product is annotated as endochitinase A-like. Bases 1 to 1443 code for a protein of 480 amino acids. The transcript has a single exon. Lineage: Eukaryota; Viridiplantae; Streptophyta; Magnoliopsida; Lamiales; Lamiaceae. The record is from RefSeq and is a predicted model, not a curated record.
AUGGAGACUGAACCUAUUGAAUCCUCAACUGAACCCAGUCUCGUACCUUCUCCAACUCCCACUCCAAUUCCAUCAUCUGUUCCUUCUCUCACUACAACAGACAUUCCCCGUCGUCCUCGUUCCACACCUAAAAAGACACCUUCAAAAUCUUCCUCACAGUCAACCUCCAAAUACCCCUCAAAAUCAUCCACCAAAGCCCAACCUAAACAUAAAUCCAAGGACAAAGCAGUCCAACAAUCCUCCCAUGUGCCAACUCCUUAUGGCACUUCUAAACAAAUAAAGGCUGUUGCAGCAAUGCAAACCGAUGCUAAGAGAGAUGCCUCUCAACAUAUGAAUCUUCUUCUCGAAGGCUUCAAUACCUCUCUAGAAGUCUAUAAGAACCUUCAUAGACUUCUCACUUACACGUUCCUCAAGACUGCACCCUGCUCUCAAGUCAAUGAACUUCAACUGAUUGAGACUGAUGACUCAUUUGCAUUUGAAGAAUCGAAGUUAUACAACAUCUUCAACUUCCCCAGAUUGUGGGAUGUUAUUUAUGGAUUUAACAAGUUUGCUCUGGACUAUCUUGAGUCACAAAGCUUUACCAGAGGUCCCCUGAUAACUGAUACUGAUGCUGGAACCUCGACAUCUAAAGCAGCCGAAGAAACAAUUGAUGCUGUUCUUUUGAUCCAAGACUCGUUUGAUCCUGUGUUUUCUGAUCAACAAAGUUCAGUUUUUGCUGCCACCAUCCAAGAAACCCCUGUUUCUGUGCCUGCUCCUCAGGACACUCCAGUUCCUUCCGCUCAAGAUCAACGGAUGAUUGAAUCCAUCAGUCAUCCAACUGAUGAUAUCACUACUGCUUCCCUAGCUCCGGAUCAGCCAACUUCCCGGACAACUGCCCCCAUCAGUUAUCCCACCGCUGACGAAUCGCAGCUGAUGGCUGUUGAUCAGCCUGAAGUCUCUACUGCUUCUCCUGUGUUGGAAAACCCAACCGUUGACACUGCAAAUCCAUCUACUCCGGAAGGAUUUGUAGAAGACGUAGCUGAUGAUCCUAUGAUGUCCUCUAUGCCGCAAGAAUCAUCUGAUGUCUCUUCUCAAGCAACAGACGUUCCCCAUACCUCCAGACCUGCUUUUGCUCCUUUAAUCCCUACUGAUAAUGUGCAGGUCAUUCACGCAGUUCCAGACUCCAAAGCUGCUCCUUCCUCUUCUUCAUCAAGGAGACAACCCAAGCAACCACACAUUCUUCCAGAGCUGCCUGUUGAGUUCAUUGAGAUCCCACGCAAGCCAAGGUUUAUGAGAUAUGACUCUGAUGAAGAGACUGAUGGAAGGAUCACUCACUGGAAAGGAAGAGAACCUAACAAAGUUACCUUCAAGAUUCCCGAAGGUGCAGAAAAUCCAAUCCAAGCUUUAUUGGAUGCCAUUUCCGAUCAACAAUUGGAAAUCGAAAAGCUCAAGCAUAAGAAAUAA